AGAACAGUUACUGAAAAUUGGAAAUUCCAUAAUCAUAUUAAAACAAUCAAAAGCAGUACCUUACCACUGAAAAUGACAACAUAUUCACCAAAAUUUCAUCCUCGAACACCUCUCAACUGUGAAUGAACAUUUAUUCUUCAAAGCAUGGAUGCUAAUCUCACUUAUACUGAUCCCCUUAGAAAUCAUUCCUUGAUCCCGCUGAUCCACUAUUCUGGCUCAUAUAAAAUUGUCGGCACAAUUUCGUUAGUGAUUAUUCUCACCGUCGGUUUCAUUGGAAAUAUUCUUGUCAUGUUGGUGUUGACGUUAUCGCCUAAGCUGCAUACACCGACCAACUGUUAUCUAGUAUCCUUAUCCGCCAGUGAUCUCCUCGUGCUCAUGACAAGCACCACACUGAUGCUACAAGAAUUCUACCAGCCAUACAAUCAUUGGACAUUGGGGAAUUUCGCCUGUCAACUGAGUGUCUGCUUACAAUAUUUGAGUGUGGACGCGUCCGCACUGUCCAUCUGUGCAUUCUCUGUCGAACGAUGGGUCGGAAUAUGCUAUCCAAUGCGUGCACAUUAUAUGUGUACGAUUAAAAGAGCAAUAAAAAUCAUCGCUGGGAUUUGGAUAUUCACGUUGAUUUACAAUCUGCCCUGGAUAUUUAUGAGCACAACAAUCAGACAACACUCUGAGUAUGGUACAUAUGAGAAGUGCACAUUUGCAUUUAAACGAACCGCUUACAAGGCAAUUUAUAUGUUUGAUUUAAUCCUAUUCUAUGUGAUCCCAUUAUUGAUUACUGCUGUCAUGUAUUGUCAAAUCAGUUGGCGUUUAUUUCGUACAGACGACAUAAAAGGCAGUAUAUCUUCAGUGGUUGGACGACAACAGAUAAACUUAAAUAGAAGAACAGUAGCAUCGGGGAAUCCACAACAUUCUUAUGCUACUAAUGCUACAACUACCGCUAUCAUGAAUGAAUCACAACAGAAUUUAAAAUUACGUAAAGUGAUUAACAGAGUCAGAGCGAGAAGACAGGUCGUGAAACUUCUAAUGACGAUUGUCGUCUUAUUCGCCUCAUUUUGGUUGCCGUAUCGUUCCAUGGUGGUGUAUAACAGUUUCUCCCUGAAUGGAUAUCAUGAUUUAUGGUUCCGAAUGUUCUCACGGAUUAUGGCCUAUUUGAAUUCAGCUGUCAAUCCGAUAUUAUACAAUGCGAUGUCGCGGAAAUUUCGUCGAGCCUUGAAACGUAUGUUGAAGUGUCAAAAGGUUAUUUAAUAUUUUACACAAAUAGAUACACUUACAUGUAUAUGCUGACAGCAACAGUUGUAUAUCCUACAGUUGCUGAUGUACAUUUCUUUUCUUUCAAAUAAAUUUUACAGAGCCUU
This is a messenger RNA of Trichobilharzia szidati, 1355 nucleotides long. NCBI's taxonomy places the organism in Eukaryota, Metazoa, Platyhelminthes, Trematoda, Strigeidida, Schistosomatidae. The record is from the annotation of a GenBank genome assembly.